Messenger RNA from Spathaspora passalidarum NRRL Y-27907, 2214 nucleotides. RefSeq names its product translation initiation factor eIF2B catalytic subunit epsilon (gene GCD6). Bases 1 to 2214 code for a protein of 737 amino acids. Gene Ontology annotation, cellular component: eukaryotic translation initiation factor 2B complex. Gene Ontology annotation, biological process: biosynthetic process. The record is from RefSeq and is a predicted model, not a curated record. Gene Ontology annotation, molecular function: translation initiation factor binding; guanyl-nucleotide exchange factor activity; translation initiation factor activity. NCBI's taxonomy places the organism in Eukaryota, Fungi, Ascomycota, Pichiomycetes, Serinales, Debaryomycetaceae. The transcript has a single exon.
AUGCCACCUAAAUCCAAGAAAAAAGAAGCUAGUCCCGUGGCAACAAAGUCUAAAUCCAAGAAGGAAAUUGUUAAAGAUGACAGAUUUCAAGCAAUUGUCUUGACCGAUUCGUUCCAAACGAGAUUCAUGCCGUUGACUGCUGUCAAACCCAGAUGUCUCUUACCGUUGGCCAACGUUCCCUUGAUUGAAUACACCUUGGAAUUCUUGGCGCAAGCCGGUGUCAAUGAAGUCUACCUUAUGUGUAGUUCCCAUGCAGAUCAAAUCCAAACCUAUAUUGAAAAUUCUAAAUGGAGUCAAUCGAAAAACUCCCCUUUCCACAUAGCUACGAUCAUGUCAUUAGAGUCCAGAUCUGUCGGUGAUGCCAUGAGAGAUUUGGAUAACCGUGGGUUGAUCUCGGGUGAUUUUCUUUUGGUUUCGGGUGAUGUCGUGACCAAUAUGGAUUUCAGCAAGUGUUUGAAUUUCCACCGCGCCAAGAAACUGAGCGAUAAAGAUCAUAUGGUGACUAUGGUGUUGAACCAAGCCUCGCCUUUGCAUAGAACGAGAUCAUAUAUUGAACCAGCUACGUUCAUAUUGGAUAAGAAAACCGAUAGAUGCUUGUACUACCAAGGCAUACCUUCUGUCGAUGGAAAGAAGACCAGUAUAAAUAUCGAUCCUGAGUUGUUGGAAGAUAUAGAAGACGAGUUCGUCAUUAGAAACGAUUUGAUUGAUUGCCAUGUUGAUAUCUGUUCACCCCAAGUGCCACAGAUUUUUCAAGAAAACUUUGAUUAUCAAACUUUAAGAAGCGACUUUGUCAAGGGGGUAUUGACUUCUGACUUGUUGAAAAAGACUAUUUAUGCCUACAUUACUGAAGACAGUUCAGAAUAUGUUGCCAGAGUUGAGAGUUGGGGCACUUAUGAUGCCGUGUCUCAAGAUAUCUUGGCCAGAUGGUGCUACCCAAUUGUGCCGGAUUCAAACUUGAUCGAGGACAAUUCGUACAAUUACGAAUUCAAUAAUAUUUAUAAAGAAGAUAAAGUGAUUUUGGCCCAGUCUUGUAAGAUUGGCACAUCUACAUCAAUAGGAACGAAAACAGUUGUUGGUGAAGGCACAUGCAUCAAAAAGUCUGUGGUGGGAAGAAACUGUAAGAUUGGUGACAAUGUCAUCAUUAACAAUUCUUAUAUUUGGGAUAAUGCCGUGAUAAAAGAUAAUUCCGUGCUCGAACAUACUAUUGUUGCUGCCAAUGCUGAGAUUGGAGCCAAUGUUACCUUGAAUCCGGGUUCCGUCAUCGGGUUCAAUGUUAUUAUUGGAGACAAUAAAGUUAUUGGAAACAAUGUGCGUAUUGUUGAAAGUCAAAUCGUUAGAGAAGGCGAUGAUUUUAAUAACAGUUUCAGCGAUUCCGAAGAUGAAGAAGAACACGCCAAGCCUGCAGUUGUCAUUCCUGAUUUUGCAGUCGAGGACAUUGAUUUAGUGGGUGAACAAGGUAAGGGGUUCAUGUAUGUUUCCGACCGUGAAGAAGACGAAGACUUUGAUGAAUCUGAAUCAGUAGCUGAUUCCUACUCAGGUAUGAUUUACCAGAUGAAACAUCUUAAUGUUUCCGACGAGUCCAUUGCCUCGAUAUCCAACAGAAGAACCAAGAGACGUUCGCACUCUAGAAAUAGAAGGUAUUCUGCCAACUCGAUGAUUUCUGACGGAGGAUUCAUCACCGAUGACGACGGCGAAGAAGAAGAUUUCACCAAAGAAGGGGUUGCUACUGUUGCUAGAGCCAUUGAAAACAAUCACGAUAUAGAUACGGCGUUGUUAGAGUUGAACACAUUGAGAAUGUCGAUGAAUGUAACCUAUCACGAAGUGAGAUCCGUUACUGUUCAAGCUUUGUUGAACAAGAUUGUCGAGUUUGUGUCUACUGACACACUAAAGCCUCAAGAAGCUGGUACCAAGAUAUUCAACCACUGGGGACCAAUGUUUACCCGUCAAGUGUUCAGCAGUGAAGAACAGGUUGACUUGUUGAAUAUCUUGGAAGAUAAGAUUGAACAGUUGAGUUCUUCGUAUAACCAAGUGAUUUUGUUCCUUGCAGUCAAAACACUUUAUGAUUUGGAUAUCACCGAGGAAGAAAAUAUCUUGGAAUGGUGGGAUGCCAAAGGUGAUGAAGCUGAGGUUAGACAGUUGACCAGUAAGUUUAUAACAUGGUUACAGGAAGCAGAUGAAGAGGAAGAUACUGAUAGUGACAGUGAUGAGGAGUAG